Molecule: messenger RNA, 258 nt
Organism: Knipowitschia caucasica
Lineage: Eukaryota; Metazoa; Chordata; Actinopteri; Gobiiformes; Gobiidae
Source: the annotation of a GenBank genome assembly
AUGCACUUCUUCACAGUCUUCACUGACCUCCUCACUGACCUCCUCACUGACCUCCUCACUCCACACUCCCCAGGCAGAACCCGGUCAGGCCAACAGCACCGUUUGCUCCUGCCCAGGACCCGGGUCAGGCCAACAGCACCGUUUGCUCCUGCCCAGGACCCGGCUCAGGACCAUGGGGGACCGGGCCUUCGAGGCCUCUGCUCCCCGUCUGUGGACCGCCCUCCCGGACCACCUCAAGGCGUACAGCUCAUUUCUUAG